Messenger RNA from Lactuca sativa (garden lettuce), 1213 nucleotides. It is a transcript of the gene PRR1, whose product is annotated as pinoresinol reductase 1. Gene Ontology annotation, molecular function: oxidoreductase activity. The record is from RefSeq and is a predicted model, not a curated record. Lineage: Eukaryota; Viridiplantae; Streptophyta; Magnoliopsida; Asterales; Asteraceae.
UUUUACCAUUCAAAAAAACAAACGACAUUAGACAUUUCAUUAACUUCUCCCAAAAAAACUUGAAAUGUCAAAGAGUAAAAUUCUGGUUGUGGGUGGCACAGGGUAUGUCGGGAAGAGGAUUGUGAAAGCUAGUUUGGCUCAAGGCCACCCGACAUUUGUCCUUAUGCGUCGAGAGAUCGGAUACGAAGUUGAAAAGCUUCAGAAACUUCUAUCAUUUAAGAAACAAGGAGCUCGAUUGAUUGAAGGUUCUUUUUCCGAUCACCAGUCUCUCGUGGAUGCCGUCAAAAAAGUUGAUGUCGUGAUAUGCACCAUGUCUGGGGUGCAAUUCCGAUCACAUAAUAUUCUCCUGCAACUUAAGCUUGUUGAUGCCAUUAAAGAAGCUGGAAACAUCAAGCGAUUCUUGCCUUCGGAGUUUGGGAUGGACCCUUCACGAAUGGAACAUGGGCUUGAAUAUGGAAAGGAGACGUUUGGCGACAAGAUGGUCGUACGAAAAGCCAUUGAAGAUGCUAAAAUUCCAUAUACAUACAUUUCUGCAAACUGUUUCGGGGGUUACUUUGUUGGCAACCUCUCCCAACCAAACACCCUCUUCCCACCCAAGGAUAGAGUGUCUAUUUAUGGUGAUGGAAAUUGUAAAGCUGUUUUCAUGGAUGAAGACGAUGUUGCAACAUACACAAUUAAGACAGUAGAUGAUCCUCGUACGUUGAACAAGACGUUGUAUCUCCGGCCAAAUGAAAACAUCCUUACACACAAUGAUUUGGUUGAGAAAUGGGAGAAACUUACCAACAAAACACUCCAAAAAGUUUACAUUUCAGCAGAAGACUUCCUCGCUUCCAUGAGAGAUUUGGACCAUGCUUAUCAAGCAGGAUUUGCACGUAUCUAUCAAAUUUUCUAUGAUGGUUGUUUGAUGAACUUCGAAAUUGGAGAAGGAGGAGAAGAAGCUUCUAAUCUUUAUCCGGAGGUCAGAUACACUCGUAUGGAUGAAUAUCUGCAACGAUAUCUCUAGUUGACAACUAAAAUUAAGAAUUUACCAUGUGUGCACUCAAACAUUUUUGCAUGGUGUUUGUUAUGUAUUUAUUAUGGUUUAUUUUAAUUAUGAAUGAGUUACUCUGCAAUUACUACAUAAGCAUAUAUCUAUUACACAAUAGCAUAGUAUGCAACUGUAACCAUUUCAUACAAUAGACUUAGUAAUAGACUUUGUACCUUUUUACCCUUU